Leishmania mexicana MHOM/GT/2001/U1103 is the source of this 1155-nucleotide messenger RNA. RefSeq names its product D-alanyl-glycyl endopeptidase-like protein. The coding region runs from base 1 to 1155 and encodes 384 amino acids. The record is from RefSeq and is a predicted model, not a curated record. Lineage: Eukaryota; Euglenozoa; Kinetoplastea; Trypanosomatida; Trypanosomatidae. Gene Ontology annotation, molecular function: ligase activity. The transcript has a single exon. Gene Ontology annotation, cellular component: cytoplasm.
AUGCGUAGCCGCCGGCCGCCAUCGGGCGGCAUCCAAGGUCGUGCCGACGUCGCCGCUGCCACCGUUCUUCGCCCUUCGUCGUCAUCUUCGUCAGCGCCGGCGUCGUCGUCGUUGCUGCAGGACGAGGUCUUACCCCGCUCGCGAAAGGAGUCGGGCCCAAGCAAUGCAGCGAUAUGCGAUGCGUACGCGAUGAAGCUUCUACACGAAGCGACGGAGGUGGAGCGGUGCCGCGGACCACACUGGCGUGCGCGCUGCUCCCCCAGCAUCCUCGUUGCCCUGCUCAUCUGGGCGACGAUCGGCCUUGUCGUGUACAUGAAACUGGAUAGCUCCCAUUUGCGUCCCGGUGCCGCGCCCGCGACCACUUCUGUUGAGACCCCGCUGUCGCAACUCCCUGAAAGCUGUCGUGGCCAUCACUGUCUGCAGAAAGGCGGAAGGGAGCCCUUUGGAGCGGUCCUCGGAGCCCACGAUGGUGUUUUCGCAUAUAGCAACUGCAACAGUGACACCUGCAUCUCUUCCAUACAGUACCAGAUGGCGAUUCCGCUCCCACCAGGGGCGCGGACGGCUCUGGAUGCCCCACACGCGACGACUCGCUUCAUGAAAACAGGGAUGAAGUGGCAGUGCGUCGAAUACGCCCGGCGGUACUGGAUGCUGCGCGGCAAGCCAGCCCCCGCGUUCUUCGGCGCUGUGAAUGGCGCCGCAGAUAUUUGGGACUCUCUCACCCACGUUACCUUCCUCGACAACGCCACGACGGCUCCGCUGCUAAAGUUUAAGAAUGGCGCGAGCCUCGGUUACGGCGGCGGCGCACCCCACGUCGGAGACUUGCUCAUCUACCCUCGCGAUAGCGCGGGCAUUUUCCCCUACGGCCAUGUCUCCGUGGUGGUCGAGGUGGAGAUGACCACGAAGGUCAAGGCGGACGACUCUUACAUGGCGGCCACAGCCGCAUCGCCUAAGCCGCGUCAGCGGCAUGGACUUGUGUACGUUGCGGAGCAAAACUGGGACAGCGUGACGUGGCCGGAUCCAUACCACAACUACUCACGUUCACUGCCGCUGGUGGUGCUUGAAUCAGCGGAGGGGCGGCCGCUGCAGUACACGAUCGAGGAUUCGUUCCAUGGCAUCCAGGGCUGGGUGCGUUACGAUGGCGAGGCGUAUGGUUGA